ACAGGUCUGAUGGGCUAGGCUGGGCUGAGCAGGGCAGGGCAGGGCAGGGUACGAUAGGAUAUAAACUGCUCCCUCUCAGCAGAUGCAACACUUAAAGUCAAGACAAGAAGACAUCCUUCAUCAUGGCGACUCCAUCCAAGAUCGAAGUGGCAAUGCAGAACCUGUUGGAUGUUUUCUAUCUAUACGCCAAGAGCGACAAGUGCACUCUAACCAAACUUGAGAUGAAAGAGCUGGUGGAGACUGAACUUAAACAACUCACCAAGAAUAAGAAAAACGUUGACUAUUUUGACAAGCUGAUGAAAGAGUUGGAUUUUGAUGGCGACGGAAAAGUGAAUUUUGAGGAGUUUUUAUCAUUUAUUUCAGGAAUCAUGUUCUCUUGUAAUGAAAUAUAUAUGCAGAAGCGGCAACAAAUGGCAAAGGAGUGUAAAAAGUAACUUGUAAUAUCAACUGUUUCAUGGGCACAUACUGGAAACCCCAGUAACCAACCUGUUGUUACCUUUAUUUUUUUUAAUCCAAAUAAUAAAAUGAUUAUGACUGCU
This is a messenger RNA of Hypanus sabinus (Atlantic stingray), 539 nucleotides long. RefSeq names its product protein S100-A1-like. Gene Ontology annotation, molecular function: transition metal ion binding; calcium ion binding. The transcript is spliced from 3 exons. The record is from RefSeq and is a predicted model, not a curated record. NCBI's taxonomy places the organism in Eukaryota, Metazoa, Chordata, Chondrichthyes, Myliobatiformes, Dasyatidae. Bases 123 to 434 code for a protein of 103 amino acids.